AUGUCGUCCUUCACAGACGCAAAUUUUGUGAAGAAGUUGAACGAAAUUAACAACACUCAGCAGAGUAUUCAGACUCUGUCAUUAUGGCUGAUCCACCAUAGGAAACAUUCCAAGACGAUCGUCGAUGUUUGGAGACGGGAACUCGGAAAGGCCAAACCAGCCAAGAAAUUGGUGUUUGUAUAUUUAGCCAAUGAUGUUAUUCAGAACAGUAAGAAGAAAGGUCCAGAGUUUACACGGGAUUUUAUGACAGUUCUUCUCCCAGCAAUUAUGGUUGUAGGAAAAGAGCCAGAUGAAAAGUUGAAAGCUUCGGUUGGUAGAGUGUUGACAAUUUGGGGGGAGAGGGGAGUGUAUGAUAAAGAUUUUAUAGCCAAUUUACACAAACAACUAGGCAACCCGACUACAGCCACCACCAAACAAUCCAAGCCAUCAGCUGUUAAACCAGCGGCUAAACAGAUAGUAUCUUUGAAAGAAGAAGUUGAUGCCAUCGUGGAAGGGAAAGAUCCAGUCAAACCUGAUGUAGGUAUUUUUCAACCUGAAGAAUUAAUGAAGAGAUUGGCUGAUCUAGAAACAGCUGCCUCAAGUGAUGCUGCCGUCAGAGAAAAAAUAGCAGCUUUACCACCUGAAGUCUCUGAUAUCUCACACCUUGAAAAAAUUACAGACCGGCACCAAGCUAACAAUUUAUCAGAGACAGUAAAUGAAGCGUGUAAAUUAUUAGCUGAUUAUAAUGUGAGAUUAGAUUCUGAAUUACAGGAACGGCGAGAGGUGGCUGUCAUGCUCCGCCAUUUUAUAUCAACUCAGAAAGAACAGCUUGCUCAAGUCGAGUCCAAAUUAAUGGAGCACAGAUUAAAAUUGUCCAAGUUUAUCGGAAUACGACAUGAGUUGAAAUCUCAUGUCCAGAAUUUACCUGAUAUUAAUAUGUUACCAGAAGGGUUAGCUCCCCUUCCUUCAGCCGGCGAUCUCUUUUCAUUAUGA
This is a messenger RNA of Lottia gigantea (owl limpet), 972 nucleotides long. RefSeq lists its product as hypothetical. Gene Ontology annotation, biological process: mRNA 3'-end processing. The coding region runs from base 1 to 972 and encodes 323 amino acids. Gene Ontology annotation, cellular component: RNA polymerase II, holoenzyme. Gene Ontology annotation, molecular function: RNA polymerase II complex binding. The transcript is spliced from 7 exons. NCBI's taxonomy places the organism in Eukaryota, Metazoa, Mollusca, Gastropoda, Lottiidae. The record is from RefSeq and is a predicted model, not a curated record.